AUGGCCUCUUCUGUCCCUGGCCCUGUGCCCCUCCCGCCCUCACGCUACGACCUUUCCACCUACUGGGGCCGUGUGCGCCACUGCGCCGACAUCUCUGACCCCACCAUGCUUCUCAACUCGACAUCAGACAUAGCCGCCGCAAAACGCACCGUUUGGGACUACAAGAACGGCGUUUCGCCCAUGACGCCCGAUCUCUGGCGAGCAAAGAAAGUGUUGGACUCGGCGUUGCACCCGGACACGGGCGAGACCGUUUUCUUGCCCUUCCGCAUGAGCUCUUGUGUUUUGUCCAACUUGGUGGUCACGGCAGGCAUGCUCACGCCCGGCUUGGGCACGGCAGGAACGUUGUUCUGGCAGAUUGCCAACCAGCUGUUGAACGUGGCCAUCAACAUUUCCAACGCCAACAAGAGCCAUCCGCUCAGCACCAAGGAGAUUGCCACAAACUACGUUUUGGCGGUAUCGGCGCUGUGCUCUGUGGCUCUCGGCCUCAAUCUGCUUGUGCCUCGAAUGCGCCGCUUGAACCCUGCCACAAGAACCAUCUUGGGCCGCUUGGUGCCGUUUGCUGCGGUGGUGUCGGCCGGAAUCGCCAAUGUCUUUUUGAUGCGCAGUGCUGAGCUUCGCCAUGGAAUCAGUGUCUAUGACGAAGAGGGGAAAGACGUUGGAACUUCCAAGAAGGCGGCGUUCUAUGCCGUGGGCGAGACUGCGGCCAGCAGAGUCAUCAACGCUACUCCCAUCAUGGUGGUUCCUCCUCUUCUUUUGGUGCGCUUGCAGAAGUCGAGAUUUCUCCGGGGAAAGUCCAAGUUGGUGGAAACGGCAGUCAAUGUAGGGUUGAUUUUUGCCACGUCCCUUGUGGCCUUGCCUUUUGCGUUGGCGGUUUUCCCGCAAACCAGAGUUUUACCUGCACUGGCCCUCGAACCACAAUUCCAUAAUUUGAAAGACAAAGAAGGACACGAGGCGAAACUUUCCUUCAACAGGGGAAUCUAA
This is a messenger RNA of Clavispora lusitaniae ATCC 42720, 981 nucleotides long. RefSeq lists its product as uncharacterized. Gene Ontology annotation, biological process: monoatomic ion transport; mitochondrial transmembrane transport. Gene Ontology annotation, cellular component: mitochondrial inner membrane. Gene Ontology annotation, molecular function: monoatomic ion transmembrane transporter activity. Lineage: Eukaryota; Fungi; Ascomycota; Pichiomycetes; Serinales; Metschnikowiaceae. The record is from RefSeq and is a predicted model, not a curated record.